Grus americana (Whooping crane) is the source of this 2650-nucleotide messenger RNA. It is a transcript of the gene COL25A1, whose product is annotated as collagen type XXV alpha 1 chain. The transcript is spliced from 35 exons. Bases 361 to 2379 code for a protein of 672 amino acids. The record is from RefSeq and is a predicted model, not a curated record. NCBI's taxonomy places the organism in Eukaryota, Metazoa, Chordata, Aves, Gruiformes, Gruidae.
CAAGUGGCAAACCGUUAGCAGAGCACGCUGCUCCCUCCGAAGGGCGGGUGGAAGCCGCGGGGGCUCGCCCCGCACCCAGCCCUGCUGCCGGAUUUUGGCUCCUCACCCCCCCUCCCCACCUCCCGCCCCUGCUGCGGGGCUUAGUCGCGACCCGCUGCCGGGCGGCGUGCGGUGCGGUGCGGGCUGCGGUGCGCGCCGCCGCUCCGCCUUGAAAGUGUGAGCGCCGGUUGCGGGCUUUUCUUCUACUUAUCGCGUUUUGGGGUUUGGUUUUUUUUCAAUUAUUUCGCCUUUUUGUUAUUUAUUUUCUGGUACUUUAUUGUUAUUAUUUUUGUUGCCGCUGUUUGUAAACUAAUUGCCUCCAUGGGGGGCGGAGGAAAGGAAAUCAAAGCUGCCGCAGCUGAAGGGUGUAAAAGCACGUUAGGGAAGAGCCGAGGAGCCGCAGGACGGGAUGGCAGCGGGAAGCCCGGCUGCGGCGGGGACCGCUGCCCGCGGCGGGCCGGGCCGUGCGGCUCUGCGCUGGCGGCUCUCCUCUCGGCGCUGGCGGCGGCCUCCUGCGUCUACCUGGGGGUGCGGACCAGCGACCUCCAGGCCAGGGUCGCGGCCAUCGAGGGCGCCCGAGGGGGCUUCUCUGCCGCCGCCCCGCUCCCGCCGCUGCCCGGCUAUUCCCUGGAGCAGCUGAACGCGAUGAUGCAGGAGAAAGUGGAGCGACUUCUCGCCCAGAAAUCGUACGAACACUUGGCAAAAAUCCGAGUAGCGAGAGAAGUGCCUCCAGAGUGCAACUGCCCACCAGGUCCUCCAGGGAAAAGAGGUAAGCGGGGCAGAAGAGGAGAGACUGGACCUCCUGGUCAGCCUGGUCCUCAAGGCCCUCCCGGUCCAAAAGGCGAGAAGGGAGAUCAAGGUGAUCAGGGCCCUCGGGGUCUGCCAGGCUUCCCCACAGUCGCUGCUCUGCACAGUAAUCAGAUCCUCACCGUCAAGGGGGACCAAGGACAAGCUGGACCCCCUGGGCCUCCAGGGCCACCAGGACCCAGAGGUCCCCCAGGAGAUACCGGCAAAGAUGGUCCUCGCGGGAUGCCUGGCAUACCGGGUGAGCCAGGUAAACCAGGAGAACAAGGAUUGACAGGACCUCAGGGGCCUCCAGGACAAAAGGGUUCUGUCGGAGUGCCUGGUGUUCCAGGGAGAGAUGGACAAGUGGGUGAACCUGGUUUGCCUGGCAUAGCAGGAGAGAAGGGAGCAGCAGGGCUUAAGGGUGACCCUGGAGAAAGAGGAGAAAAGGGUGAUGCUGGAGAAAAUGGACCAAAGGGUGACACAGGAGAAAAGGGUGACCCUGGUUCUUCUGCUGCAGGAAUUAAGGGUGAACCUGGUGAAUCUGGACGGCCUGGACAAAAGGGUGAACCAGGUCUUCCUGGGCUUCCUGGACUCCCUGGGAUAAAGGGUGAACCAGGUUUCAUUGGUCCGCAAGGAGAACCUGGGUUGCCAGGGCUACCAGGAACGAAGGGUGACAGAGGAGAGGCAGGCCCUGUUGGGAAGGGUGAGCGAGGUGAACCUGGAGUUCCUGGACCAAAGGGGAAAACAGGUGAACCUGGAUCUAGAGGCCCAAAAGGGUCAAAGGGUGAUACAGGUGACAGAGGUGACACAGGAUCUGCAGGUCCACGGGGACCACCUGGACAGAAGGGUGAUCAAGGUGCAACAGAGAUAAUUAAUUAUAAUGGCAAUAUCCAUGAAGCUCUGCAGGGGCCACCAGGACCACCGGGACCCCAAGGGCUGCAAGGGCCAAAGGGUGAAGCAGGAUCCCCAGGAACUCCAGGAGUUGAUGGGGAGCAGGGUCCUAAAGGCUCAAAAGGAGAUACAGGUGAUCCUGGAAUGCCUGGAGAAAAGGGAGGAAUUGGACUGCCUGGCCUGCCGGGAGCCAAUGGUAUGAAAGGCGAAAAAGGAGAUGUUGGUUUGCCAGGUGCCCAAGGUCCUUCAGUGAUAGGACCACCUGGACCACCAGGGCCACAUGGUCCUCCAGGCCCUAUGGGACCUCAUGGACUGCCUGGCCCAAAGGGUGAACCAGGGUUAAAUGGUCUUAAAGGAUUGAAGGGUGAACCGGGUCAAAAGGGUGACAGAGGGCCCCUUGGUCUUCCAGGAGCAUCUGGCUUAGACGGAAAGCCAGGACCCCGGGGUGUAGAUGGUCCAGUUGGUCCCCAUGGCCCUGCAGGUCCUAAAGGAGACAGAGGUGAAAAGGGAACCGUAGGUGACCCCGGACCCAGAGGACCAUACGGCUUGCCUGGCAAAGAUGGCGAGCCUGGCCUUGAUGGAUUCCCUGGUCCUCGAGGAGAAAAGGGUGAUAUAGGAGAAAAGGGAGAAAAGGUGACCGCAGUGUUAUUAACCAUUGCUUGAUUCCUCAGCCUAGUCAGUUCUGCUGUCUUUAUGCUAUAAAUUGUCCCAUUAAAACUUAUCUUUGGUUUUACUGUGUGCCAAAAGGCAGGUCACAGAUACAUGCUAAGCAAAAUCAUGAAAAACCAUGAAAAUAUAUGCACAGAACUAGUAAUAUCAACAUGUCCCAAAGCACAGCUUGUUUUUAGGCUUAUUUUCUCCAAUCCAUCCUACGCAUUGAAAAUCCUUGUCAGCCUGAAAUUUUUAAUGAAGACAUCACUGAAAUGUGUCAUUG